Molecule: messenger RNA, 6330 nt
Organism: Nematostella vectensis (starlet sea anemone)
Lineage: Eukaryota; Metazoa; Cnidaria; Anthozoa; Actiniaria; Edwardsiidae
Product: phosphatidylinositol 4-phosphate 3-kinase C2 domain-containing subunit beta
Exons: 12
Coding region: 420-5405 (1661 amino acids)
Biological process (GO): cell migration; phosphatidylinositol 3-kinase/protein kinase B signal transduction; phosphatidylinositol-3-phosphate biosynthetic process
Cellular component (GO): phosphatidylinositol 3-kinase complex; plasma membrane; cytoplasm
Molecular function (GO): 1-phosphatidylinositol-3-kinase activity; phosphatidylinositol binding; 1-phosphatidylinositol-4-phosphate 3-kinase activity
Source: RefSeq, a predicted model, not a curated record
CGCCAUCUUGAAUCCUGAGCCCAUAAUACUAGUCAGCGGUAUCGCGCUUUUCAAAAUGCGCGCUCAGACGAUUCCAAACAUUGAAAUCAUUGCAAGAAAAUCGAAGGAAUUCUGUUGCAAUCGUCUAUUUGUUUGAAUGGCUGCAAAUCGUCGAUGUCAUAUCAAAUUUUGCACUGAGAGUGUUAUCACCUUUGAACGUUGACAGUUGGAAAUUCGAGAGGAACACAUGACGAAUAAGGAGGGCAGACUCAAAAUAAUGGCGCUUUAACGUAUUCGGAAGGAUUCGAGCAAUUAUAUUAUGCAUUAUGCUCGAGCAGUUACAGUGCGGUUAAUGUUGGCCACAGUUUGAUGAAUAUCUGAGAUCGUUUCUCAAGAUAAUUGUCGCGUAGGCUUUGAUUGAGCAGAAACUAGUAUAGAAAAUGGAGCCGUUACGUGUCAAACUUGAUGAUUUAAUGAGCUUUAAUGACGAGGAAGAGAAGAAGUCAUCCGCAAAUUCUAGAGUUUCUUGGCUAUCUGUACUUUCCUCUGAGUUUGAAGAACCCCCGAGGGGCAGUGACAACGAUCUUGGCAAUGAGCUAUCUAAACCAGACUUUUCUUUACCUGAUAUCACCGGAGCAAACUACGGGUAUCAAGGCCAAGCUAGUGAUAACAGACAUGGGGUUGACUAUGGUGCUAGUUCUCGACCUGGUGCAAGCUUAGAGCCAAUGACAGUGUUUGGCUUGUUUGCUCAAAAAUCUGACAGUCAAAGUAAGAGACGAAUAAGUGAUCCAGGAAGCUCUGUAGAGCCACAGCCUUGCCAGCCAAGCCUUUCUCAGCACUCUCUUUCACAAUAUGACAUGUCAGAGACACUGUCUGUUGCCAAGGCAUUUGGAUUUGAGGGGACAAAUCCUUUUGUCUCCAUGGAAACAACCAACUCAAUGGGUGAACCUAGAGCUUCUAAUGUCCCACCUCCAGUUCCACCCAAAACAAGGAAAUACUUUGAUGGACAGCAAAAUAAAGAGACUGAUCCUAAGAAAGAGGUGUAUACUUCCACACUUCAAGUCAUUCUAAGUAAAUCAGAGGAGGCAGAGAAAUUCAGAGAAAAUGAAGGUCUGAAGCGCACGGAUAGUAUGAGUUCAACAGAUUCCUUCCACCCCUAUGGGUCUAUUUCCCUCAGGCGCAAUUUAUCAAACAGAUCUCUAGCAAGUCCUGGCCCCCAGUGUGAAAGCAGUCACACUACUCCUUUAAAAAAGAUUGAUACUACUGAUAGGGAACCAGAAUCUGCUAAUUUUGAAAAGUGGAAUGACUUCACAGACCUUCAAGUAGCCUUACCAGAUUUAGACAAAGAGGAAAAAGAGUUUUUUGGCCAUGCAAUAUCACAGACAAAGUCCAUACCUCAACCUAAAAAAAAGAGUGAAACUCAUCGUUACUCAAUCCAUGAUAGUUCUGCAAAAUCUUUGCCUCGUAGACCUAGAAUCGAGGACUCUAAACCAGAGAUGUUCCUAGGGGGUGGGUUAUUUGAGGUUGCUAAGGAACGUGAUGCUGAGGUGAUUGCAUUUGGUGAGAUGCUGUCAGAAGUGCGGAGUAACUUUCACUGGUAUGAGUCUAGCAACCGAGGAUAUGUUUUGAGUCCAGCUCUACCAUCAAGGUUUGGGAAAACCAUCUGUAACAGGGAAACAGAAGUAGUUGUUGUUAUUUUUACAGAAGGGCGAAGAGAUACAUUUCGUUUCGCAAUUGACACAUGGGCCUCAGUGAAAGAGGUCCUUGAACUAACUCUAAGCUGUUUGUCAAAUUCUGAUGUAAACAUAGAGCAUGCCUCCACUACACACAUUUUGAAGAUAUGCGGGAGAUCAGAGUAUCUGGAGGCACAGAGGAAACUGGUUGAAUAUGAAUACAUUCAGGAGUGUUUGAAAUUCCAGAAAGAGGUUCAAUUUGUGUUAUUAGAGAAUGACAAAGUGUCCAGGCUUCUAGCUAGGACAGCAUCAGAUGAUGAAAUAGAUCUGGUACCAAGAAGCUAUAAAGACUUUUUUAAUUUAUCACACACCACAGCAGUUUCCCAGUAUGGUCUGACAGUUUUGGUAGAAUCGUUUACUGAGGAAACAUCACGACUUUUGCAGGAAGCUACAAGUCUGGUCAACCCCAAGUUUGAACCAAGUCCCAUAAUUCAACUGACAAAGGCUAUUUGUUCUACUCUAGCAUCCAUUGAGACUGCUGAUAUCCAUGUUGCAGUUGAUGCUCUUAACCUCUUUCAUGAAGUCAAUAAGAACAGUGCAGUCCUGAAUGUUACAAUCUUGAAAAAUUUACUCUCCAACUUGAAAGAUUCAGUGUUCCUUCUGAUAGAAAUGUACUGUGAUGCAUUUGAUACUGAGUUCGCCUCCAGACAGAUUUCAAGACCAGGUCUUUCUGGGACAUUAGACGUCAGUUCUAUGACUGACAAGCUAAAGGUCCAUAUUUCCUCUGCACAUAGAAUUCCACUCUAUUGGAAACAGGACUUUGAGAAUUUUUCUGUAGAUGGUGGGGUGUACUAUGGUGGUUGCUUGCUCUGCCCAAUUGAAACAACAACCCAGAGUAAGUUAACACGCAAGUUUUCCGAGCUUCUCCAAUGGGGUGAUUGGCUUAAGUUUGACAUACCUGUCAAGAGGUUGCCACGUGAGUCACGCCUCUGCCUCACCCUCUACGGAACCAAACCCUCCUCUAAAGGAAACCCAAGCGCAAGGUCAGCUCUAGGCUGGGUGGCCCUGCAGCUUUUUAACUUUAAUGGUGUACUGUUGACUGGUACACAAAUUCUUGGACUCUGGCCAGAUUCCAAGGCAAACCCUGUUGGUUCCUGCACAUCGAACCUUCUACACCCCAACAGUGUCUUACUCCUGGUAACAUUUGAGAGAUACCUAUCAGAAAUUGUAUUCCCUGACUGCAGUGAUUUCCCCGGUUUUGAUGAUAUGGACCACUGCAUCCCUGAGGCAGACUAUGGCCUGUUUGAAGAGAUCCUUAUGAAGGAUUUAUUCAAUGAGUUGAAGCCAAAUGAGAGGAGUAUUCUGUGGGAGCAUAGGUUUUAUUGUCGUAGUGUACCGCGGGCAUUGCCUCUGGUCCUGUCUUCAGCUCCAUCAUGGGAUAUCCAGUCCUUGCCAGAGAUCUACAAGCUUCUACAUACAUGGUCACCGAUGAGUCCAGUGGAUGCCAUGGAACUUCUCAAGGUAAACUUCCCAGACCGCCAUGUGCGAUCCAUGGCCGUGCGAUGGAUGGCAAACUUUAGUGAUGACGAGCUAUGUGACUACCUGCCUCAGCUUGUCCAGGCAUUAAAGUAUGAAAUCUACCAUGAUUCCGCCCUUACUCGCUUCCUGGUCAGGAGAGCGCUUGGUAAUGUGCGUCUCAUGCACCUGCUCUUUUGGUUCUUGAAGGACAAAAUCAGCGAGCCCCAGUUUGGCCAGAGAUUCCAGGUGAUCCUUGGUGGGCUGCUCAACAUAUGUGGAGAGGCGCAAAAGGAAGAGUUCACAUUCCAGGAUGACCUCGUCACGGAGCUCAUCAAGGUCGCGCGAAAAGUAAAAUCAGCGAAGGACUCGGCGCGAAAUAACAUCCUACAACAAGAGUUGGCAGCACUUGCCGGUAAACUUUGCUGCGUGUUUCGUCUGCCCAUCACCCCCAGCCUCGAAGUGGUGGGCAUGGAUGUACGCUCCUGUGGCUACUUCACCUCCAACUCCGCCCCGCUCCGCCUAGUCUUCAGGAACGUGGAUCCGUUCGGCGAGAAUGUGAACGUCAUUUUUAAGAUGGGAGAUGACAUGCGCCAAGACACGCUGACCAUGCAGCUCGUGGGCAUUAUGAAUAAGAUAUGGCUGCAGGAGGGACUGGACUUGAAGAUAAUCACGUAUCAGUGCAUGGCGACAGGCCCGGGUAUGGGCAUGAUAGAGAUUGUCAGUGACUCACAGACUCUACGGGAAAUUCACACAGAAUUCGGUUUAACCGGCUCAUUCAAAGAUGAGUCCAUCAAUCGCUGGCUUCUUAAGUUCAAUCCUGAUGAGAAGGAGUACAGAAGAGCGGUGGAAAACUUCACAGCUUCGUGCGCUGGGUACUGUGUCGCCACCUAUGUUCUCGGGAUCUGUGAUCGUCAUAAUGACAACAUCAUGAUCCAUCGUAGCGGUCACCUCUUUCACAUCGACUUCUCCAAGAUCCUCGGGCAUGCGCAGAUGUUCGGCAAUUUCAAGCGCGACCGAGCACCCUUUGUCCUGACGCCAGACAUGGCUUACGUCAUCAAUGGCGGCUAUCGUCCGAGCCCGCGAUUCCAGCACUUCAUUGACCUGUGUAGCCGCGCCUUCAACCUGAUUCGCCGACACUCCAACCUUUUCCUCAACCUGCUAUCACUCAUGCUGAAUUCUGGGAUAGGGUCGCUAGGCAACGUCAGCGACCUGCGAUACAUCUGGGACUCUCUGCUCCCACAAGAGAGCGAGGCUGAGGCCACGGCUGCGUUCACGCGGUUGAUUGAGUCCAGUCUCUCCUCUUGGUUUACACAGGUAAACUUCUUUAUCCACAACGUGGCGCAGAUCCGUGAUGUGAGCCAGCUUAAGAGGACCUCGUCUGGGAACGCGUCCAUUUCCUUGCUCUCGUUCGCGCUCAAGACAUACACGCUUGAGAUGGACGGCUUUAUCGAGUCUGCGCGCGUAGUCGACUACCAAAAGCGCUACAACACAGAGAAGUACUACAUCUACGUCAUCAAUAUUUGUCGCGCAAACUCAGAUCAGGCAACAUUUGUUUUCCGUCGCUUUGGCCACUUCAUCGAGCUCCACGCCAAGUUAUCGGAGCUCUAUCCGGACAUCGCGUUGCCUAGGUUACCGGCCAGGAUAUAUUUGGGCCGGUCGCAGAUCCGUACAGUUGCUGAGCGGCGGCGCGCAGAGUUAGACACGUUUUUGAGGCAUUUGUUGAUGAUGCCGCAAGAGAUCUCGGAAUCGGACGUCCUUUAUACCUUCCUACACCCAAUACCAGAGGACGAAGCAGAGACUGGGAAAUUCUCUGUUCGAUUGCUGCCUGAGGAGCAACGGGAGCGUGCCAUUACCGGUCAAAUCAAGCUUUCAAUUCGACACGAGCGUGGGGCACUUAGGGUAAUGGUGAUGCAUGCUAAAGACUUGUCCCCCCGGAACUCAAGCACCGCAGGGGACCCAUACGUCAAGCUCUACCUGCUGCCUGACCCCUCCAAGACAACCAAGCUCAAGACCAAGAUCGCUAAGAAGUCACAAAACCCCACAUACAAUGAGACCCUAGUAUACAGCAAUCUGUCAGCGGCUGAUCUGAAAACCCGCCACCUUCAAGUGACCGUAUGGGAUCACGACCGCGUUGGCGAGAAUGACUUUAUGGGGGGCGUGGUCAUCAACCUUGCUGACAUGGACUCGUCAAUCAAUAUAACUAACUGGUACCCCCUCAAAGACAUCCGCUCAUGACAUGCGCUCAUAGUAAGUCUGCUGACCAGUUCUGAACAUGUGGGCACAUUUCAAUGUGAUCGCUGAACGUUAUAUUGGUUGGAAUGCCGGCUCACUUGCCUUACUCUCGGGAAGAGAAAUGUCUUAACACCACCUAUGUCGACAAUUGUACGGAAAGUCUUUUGUAGAAUAUUUUUUUAGGUAACCAUAGAGGGAGGGAGAGCUCUUGUCAACAAAUAUUUAACAGUUUGUUCUGGGAUUUCUUUAUCCCGCGGACUUCCUGUGUCGAAAAAGAUUUGGGUAACCAAAGACAAAGCUCUAGUCGACAAAUAUUUAACAAUAUGCUCUGGGACUUUUUUGACGUUUGCGGACUACCUGUGUCGAAGAAGAUUUGACCGCUCCAGUCAACCAAAUAUUUAAAAGCAUGCUCUAGGAUUUCUUUGUCCUAUGCGGCCACUUGUCCCGAGGAGAAUUUGGUUAACGAAGGAUUGCUCUAGUCAACAAAUCUGUAGUACCUGUAAUGAGAUUUCUUUUUAACAUGAGGACUGCCCCAGUGGACGACACAGCUGUCCACAAAAAUGCAUAUCUCAUGAAAAAGUUGUUGGUCAACAAAUUUAACACUAAAUGGUCGUAAAUAAAUGAACAAAAUAAUCGUCUUUUUGGAUAAGGAAGCAUUGUAGUAUAUAAGUGUAUUAUUUUGCAUACGUCGUAAAGCUAGUAUUUCCAAAAAUGUAAUUUAAACCUAAGUUGUUAAGAGCCGUCCGAAAUUGCUCCAAAAAGAAUAUUUUAGCACAAUUCUCGAACUGCUCUUUCAUUCCAUGUAUUCCAUUGUAUAUGUAAUAUAAUACUGGUAACGAGUAGUUAACCUUAUUAUAUAUAUAUUCUUUUUAUCACAAAGAAAUUAAUAAAGGGAUAUUUGUAAAUAAUAAAAACACGAUAAACGAAA